GCCGACACCAGACCUAGACACGUCAGGCAGGAAACAGCAAAACGCACCUCGUCGAGCCGCCAUGCUCUUCAGCCUUGUUCAAGAAGGACCCUUGCUGACUUGAUGCAGCCCUUUAUCCUACAUGAUAUUCAUUUCCACGAGUCCGCGCUUGCAUCAUCACGGCGUUCCCGGCAUCUGCAUAUUUCUGGUAUGAUUCUUGGGCAAACAAAUCUCACCUGUCCGGUCAUGUCACUAAGCACGAUCCGCUCGAUAGGCGUUCGAUACCCUUCCAUAUUUGAAGCUGACGCAAGCGACUACGAAAUCUGCUGUGCUGAACAGAGGUCCAUGUGUCAGGUAAGGCAUACCCCAAUGUUCCCUCCUGCACGUGCAUAUAUCUGCUUUAGUCGUUAUGUAGUUGCAGGCUGUCGAUAUGGACCAAAUCCAUUUUUCAAUCAAUUGUUCAUGAUUUACUCUUGUCCGUUGUAUAUCAAGUGA
Messenger RNA from Bipolaris zeicola 26-R-13, 474 nucleotides. RefSeq lists its product as uncharacterized. The annotation marks the transcript as partial. The transcript has a single exon. The record is from RefSeq and is a predicted model, not a curated record. Lineage: Eukaryota; Fungi; Ascomycota; Dothideomycetes; Pleosporales; Pleosporaceae.